Molecule: messenger RNA, 2759 nt
Organism: Macrosteles quadrilineatus (aster leafhopper)
Lineage: Eukaryota; Metazoa; Arthropoda; Insecta; Hemiptera; Cicadellidae
Product: tryptase-like
Exons: 9
Coding region: 147-1616 (489 amino acids)
Biological process (GO): proteolysis
Molecular function (GO): serine-type endopeptidase activity
Source: RefSeq, a predicted model, not a curated record
CGGUGUGUGACUGUCCUUACCCCUGAACUGCACCGCCGCCUCCACCGCCUCCGCCGCCUCCACCGCCCCCAUCACCCCCAUCGCCUCCACCUCCAAGAUAUUCCUUUGGAGGAUAAGAUGACAACGCGGUGACCUCUCUUAGAAGCAUGCGGCUGAUCACCCUCGUACCUCUAGUGUGCUGCGCGAGCCUGACGUUAGCUGUGCGGUUCACCGGAGAUGCUGAGGGUUCGAGGAUUUACGACACCAAGCCGUCAGUAAAAUACCCGAGGUACGACGAUGACCUCUCCCAAGACCACAGAAACCACAUACGUUUCGAGAGAGUAAAAACGAUAGAAUCCUCGGAAGCGAAGAAAGAGAAAACUCGUAAUCAAAAGAAUACUUCUAAGAUGUUAAAUAACUUUUCAAACCAUAAAGAACUGGGAAAGACUGACGAUGAAACCAAAGAAUCUCAAGAGAUAAAUACCGAUCUGGACAGCCAGGAGCCCGAAGCGAGGUACUACUCGGACUACGGAACAUCUCCUUGGAACGAGCGAUAUCCUGUGAACAUGCUGAGCAACAGUCUGCAGCAAGAGAUGAUGCUGAUGGAAGUUCUGCAGGAGAAAGUUAGAGCCAACAAGACCAUGGACGAUCACAGGGGAUUCCAUAACAACCUGAUGGAGAUGCUCGGCAAAAUGAUCCCGCAGACCUGUUGGUACAACCAGAACAAGUUUGACUGCGGACUGAGCAUCUCCUGUGUUCUGGAGGGAGGUAAGCCGUUGGACCUCUGCAGUGGGGGGAUGAUCUGGAGUUGCUGCGUAUCCAGAGAUAAGUUACAGGUUCACAACGACCCCAACAUGGGAGUCAUCGAAAAUGCUAGUUGUGGGGAACUUUACACCAGAAGUCACAGGAUUGUUGGAGGUCACAACUCAAACUUUGGCACUCACCCUUGGCAGGCGGCCAUUAUCAAGACAGGUUUCCUGACCAAGAAGUUAUCGUGUGGAGGAGCUCUUCUCAACAAUCGCUGGGUCGUGACAGCAGCUCACUGUGUUGCUACAACUACAAACUCAAACCUGAAGGUUCGGCUGGGAGAGUGGGAUGUUCGUGACCAAUCAGAGAAGCUCCAUCACGAGGAAUUCAAUGUCGAGAGGAAAGAGGUGCAUCCCCAGUACAGUCCGACAGACUUCAGGAACGACGUUGCCCUUGUCAAGUUGGAUCGCCCGGUGUUGUUCAAACAGCAUAUCAUUCCCGUGUGCCUGCCUGAUACUACGGCCAAACUUGUAGGCAAGACUGCGACUGUGGCUGGCUGGGGCAGGACAAGACACGGAGUGUCUACAGUUCCAACAGUACUGCAGGAGGUCGAUGUUGAAGUGAUUCCGAAUGAUCGAUGUCAACGUUGGUUCAGAGCUGCGGGAAGACGUGAGACGAUCCAUGACGUGUUCCUCUGCGCAGGCUUCAAAGAGGGGGGAAGAGAUAGCUGCCAGGGGGACUCGGGAGGUCCGCUGACCACAACCAUCGACGGACGCAAGGUUCUGAUUGGUCUGGUGUCCUGGGGCAUCGGCUGCGGAAGAGAACAUCUCCCAGGCGUCUAUACAAACAUACAGAAAUUUGUUCCUUGGAUAGAUAAAGCGAUGGUUUGAACGUAUCCUGUACAUAAGCUCUCUUUGAGUUAUUUAUUAAUGUUUUUUCCACGGAAGGAACUCAAAGUACAUACAUUAUGUAUUGCUCGUAUUUAUAUCGAACUAAUCGUGUAGCCUCUUUAUUCGAUUGAAAAAUUAAAUUUUAAGCGUGAAGUCUAAAAAUUAAUUUAUAAAUUACGUUAUUUAUUUUAACAAUAGGACCUUGUGAUACAGUUUUCCAGAUCUCAACUCUGUGACUUGAAGUCAUGGUGGAUUUUUAUUUUAAUAAGAAAUCAUUAAGCAUAUAAGUAUAAGUGAACAUGAGAUAUCUUUGAUUCUAUUUGGUUGAUUGACAUUGAUUCAAUGUCAAAAUCAGGUAUGUGUCAAUGAAAGCACAGCACUGAACACUCUAGGCGACUGAUUUCUGUAUAUGUCAAGUCUUAUACGUUAACAAUCUACCAAUUGAUGAUCUAGAGAUCGAUUUACAACAUUUGUAAAAACCAUUAAAGAUGUUAAAAUGAAUUUUAAUUGAAAAAUAAAAACUUUUUUUUAAUACUUAAUACUUUUCAAUCAAAUGGCGACCAUACAAAGUAAAACCAUUGAAAUGACCAUUUAACUUGUAGUUGUGUAGUAUACUUUUAAAAAACUGACUAUCAAACAAAUGUCUCAUGCUGUUUAUACACUUAAGCUGUCAACUGUAAAUAAUGAUCAUUUUACUGUGUCACAACUUUUAUUUAUUGUGGCAAAUAAAAAUCUACAAAAGAAUUAAACUGUAUUAUACAUUUAUACUGUCAUACUUAGUGUUUAAAAAUAAAAUACUCGAUAGUCUCAGUGUUUAUUUAUACCUUGAACUACCGGUAUCCAACAUUGUACAUAUUGCUUCGAAAUAAUGGUAACAGCUGAUCGCAUAUAAUUACAAAACAAGAUGUCCAUUUUGAGUACUUAUAUUGAUAAAGGUAAACAAUGCACAAAAUUUACGUUUUAUGAAAUGUAGCUUUAAGAAUGUUGCAAUACAGCAGAGUCCCGCAAACUCGGCACUCGUUAACCCGGCAGUCUGGAUAACUCGGCCAUCACCUGCCUCAGAAAAUUAGUGAUUUUUGAGUCCGAGUUAAACAUGGACUCAAGCCAGCUCAAGUCAAAUCAUUCGCAACUCGUACCAAGGAU